AUGGUACUGAGAGACCUUUGCAUAUUUUGUCAGAGAGUAGCACACUCAUUGAAUCUUAAAGUUUCUGUUAAUCAAGGACCCUGUGAAGUAUCAAGUCUUAUGAAUACAAAAUUGAGUUAUAAAAUAUAUUUUGAUGAUAUUCAAAAUCUUGGCUUUAACAUUAUCAUACUAGUUGUGAAGCGAGAAUUUGGAAUAAUUUUUUUAGAUUUUUAUGGUCGAGUUUUUGAGUUAAACAAGAUGUCUGAUGGGCCACUUGGAAACUAUUUGGAAGAAGUGACAACAAAACCCUGGACUGGUGAGGUGGCAUGGGAUAUUGAUGAUGAUAGAGUUAUUUUUGAAUUUAAGUAUUAUACUGAAACUGAAAGUACCGCAUAUGAUUUUAUAUAUCAGGAUUAUCCCAAAACCUGGAAACUUGAGAAAAAGCAAGAAAAGCAAGAAAAACAGCAUGAUUUUUUAAUUUCAUAA
This is a messenger RNA of Rhizophagus irregularis DAOM 181602=DAOM 197198, 465 nucleotides long. RefSeq lists its product as uncharacterized. The record is from RefSeq and is a predicted model, not a curated record. NCBI's taxonomy places the organism in Eukaryota, Fungi, Glomeromycota, Glomeromycetes, Glomerales, Glomeraceae.